CACGGGACCUAUGUUACAUUCCCGACCGAGUGACCGUUACAAAAGGCCCUUUUCAGGGCCACAAUAUGAUUCUGUGAUAACGUUAUAAGUUUCAUGGCAUAACGCAUACGUAUACGAACGUCUUUCGAUAAUAUGAAUGAAAAUCUCAAUUAAUUAUCCUAUAAUACUACUUGAUAUCCUACAAUCAUAUUGAGAUAUUUAUAUGCAUAGUUCUCAAUUGCGAGAACAUUAUGUUACAAGUAAUAAUUACACACACACAUAUCGUAAUAAUUAUAAAUGAGAUUCCUCGUUAUGGUAAUAAUUGAAUAGGGAGAUAUCGCAAGAUGGGAUUUCUUUCUUUCAUUUAUUUAUUUAUUAUAUAUACUUUUAAAAACAUUUAACAAAUGAUAUUGAUGACUCUACAAUACGCUGAAAGUAGUAAGCGUAAUGAGUUUUAAAAAUCCUAAGUAGGUAAGUAAACAAAUGGAUUUGUUACGUUAUACGAAUAAGGACUAAUAAUUCAAAAAUACAUAUAGUUACAUACAUAUUACUAAAAUAUAUUUUUAUCAAACUAUACUAACCUAUAAUAAUUAUUAUGUAUAAUAUCUGACUCUCCCCACCAUGCCGACCGACGCGACGAUGCUAACAAUGCACGAACGCUAUUGGUCGAGAUACAGAGGGCGCGUCGCUCGAUCAUUAAUCCCCCAUUUCACGUCCGACGCGCUAACAAAAAGCGGAAUUUCAAAAUUGCGCGUUACAUUUCCAGUUCGACUCUCGUACUGUAAACAUCUAACUUAAUCGCAAUGCCACCCAAGACUAGCGGUAAGGCCGCCAAGAAAUCUGGCAAGGCCCAGAAGAACAUCUCCAAGUCCGACUCGAAGAAAAAGAAGAAGCAUAAGCGCAAGGAGAGCUACGCCAUCUACAUCUACAAGGUGCUGAAGCAGGUCCACCCCGACACCGGUAUCUCCAGCAAGGCCAUGUCGAUCAUGAACUCGUUCGUGAACGAUAUCUUCGAGCGCAUCGCCGCCGAGGCCUCACGCCUCGCCCACUACAACAAGAGGUCCACCAUCACCAGCAGGGAGGUGCAGACCUCCGUCAGGCUGCUCCUCCCCGGUGAGCUCGCCAAGCACGCCGUCAGUGAAGGCACCAAGGCCGUCACCAAGUACACCAGCUCCAAGUAAGCGUCGCUCGUUCGUAUUUCGACACGACGCGACACGCUGCAAGAGUGUGGUUUGUACGACAACCAAAAAGGCCCUUUUCAGGGCCACAAAUACGUUCUGAAUAUAAUAUAAAUGGUUUCUAGUCUCACAUACGCUGUCAAUCGGUAUUCAAACUACAAACAAACGUUAUGUUAUUAUGAUAUUUACUACAGUUAGUAGAUCGAUCUAGACGUGUUCAUUACAAAACGAACGAACGAAUGAUACAUAAAUAAAUACAAACACAAUAACAUAAUUGAAAAUACAUAUAUGAUAUAUAUGUAACGUUGAAAUAUUAAGGUCAAAAGUUAUGUUAGGUGAGCACAGUGAGGUUUCAACUAGUUAGGUUACAAUAAGUGAGGUUUGAUAAGGUUAGGUUGUACGAGGUGAGGUUUGAAAAAGUUAGGUUGUACGAGGUGAGG
Messenger RNA from Leguminivora glycinivorella, 1597 nucleotides. RefSeq names its product histone H2B. Gene Ontology annotation, molecular function: protein heterodimerization activity; structural constituent of chromatin; DNA binding. Lineage: Eukaryota; Metazoa; Arthropoda; Insecta; Lepidoptera; Tortricidae. The coding region runs from base 783 to 1160 and encodes 125 amino acids. The transcript has a single exon. Gene Ontology annotation, cellular component: nucleosome. The record is from RefSeq and is a predicted model, not a curated record.